Molecule: messenger RNA, 1413 nt
Organism: Penicillium manginii
Lineage: Eukaryota; Fungi; Ascomycota; Eurotiomycetes; Eurotiales; Aspergillaceae
Gene: png1
Product: peptide-N4-(N-acetyl-beta-glucosaminyl)asparagine amidase
Exons: 1
Coding region: 1-1413 (470 amino acids)
Biological process (GO): glycoprotein catabolic process; protein quality control for misfolded or incompletely synthesized proteins; protein deglycosylation
Cellular component (GO): nucleus; cytosol
Molecular function (GO): peptide-N4-(N-acetyl-beta-glucosaminyl)asparagine amidase activity
Source: RefSeq, a predicted model, not a curated record
AUGGCGGACGGCAAACCCCAGCACCGGUCGCCCCAGCCGGCCUCGACCACCUACGAUGCCAACUCACUCACACACCAGUUCGAACAGUUGAUGCGCACCAAGCGUUUCAACCAGCUUCAGGAAAAUACUCGAUCACGAUCCGCUUCACAGUCACCCGCUCCUUCUGCCAACCAUUCCAUCCCGCCACCCUCGCGAGCACCACCACCACCGCCUCCUUCCAUGGGCGCCGCCAUGCCCGCAGCCACACAACCAUCAUCCCCAUCACCCUCUGCUGCGAUGCGCACUCUUCCAAUCAUCCCAUCUCCACCUCAGGAUCCCGCCUCUUUGAAAUUCUUCAACCUGCUCAAAGGACUUUCGGUCACUCCGACGAAAUACGAGAACCCCGGUCUCCUCGACGAGGCCUUGUGUGUCAUCCCACUUGAUCGCCUUUACUCCGAAGCCGAGGAUGAGUUCCAAAUCAUCCAGGCCCAAGCUGCCAGCGUGGGCGGCAAGCCCGAAUGGGGAUACCAAGAUUGUGUUAUCAAGGCAUUGCUAAGGUGCGCCACAUAUCAAUCCAGGCCCUCAUCGACCGCACCUAUACUGACUUUCAUCCCUUGUUUUACAGAUGGUUUAAGCGAUCUUUCUUCAAAUUCGUCAACAACCCCCCCGUGCACGCAAUGCUGCAUGCCCACCAUCGCCCAGGGCAUGACUCCCCCUUCCCCCGAUGAGACCGCCCGUGGCGCCACCCGCGUAGAACUCUACCGUUGUUCCGAGCCCCGAUGCGGCGCCUACGAGCGAUUCCCCCGUUAUUCCGACGUCUGGCAACUUCUUCAGACUCGCCGUGGCCGAGCAGGCGAGUGGGCCAACUGCUUCAGCAUGUUCUGCCGCGCUGUCGGUGCCCGUGUUCGUUGGGUCUGGAAUGCAGAGGACCACGUCUGGACUGAGGUUUACUCUGAGCACCAACGACGAUGGGUGCAUGUGGAUGCAUGCGAGGAGGCCUUCGAUAACCCCCGUCUUUAUGCCGAAGGAUGGCGCCGAAAGAUCUCUUACUGUGUCGCCUUCGGGAUUGAUGGCGCCACCGACGUGACCCGUCGCUACGUUCGCAACUUCAACAAGCACGGUGAGCCCCGUCAACGUGCUUCAGAGGAGGUGGUUCUGUGGUCCAUUCACGAAAUCCGACGCAAACGCCGUGAAAAUAUGUCCAAGACCGACCAGGCCCGCCUAGUUAAGGAGGAUGAGCGUGAAGAACGAGAGCUGCGAGGCUACACUGCCUCCGCCCUCGCGGCUGAGAUUAACAACAUCUUGCCGCGCAGCCUUGUUGGCCGCCCCGAUGCCCAGAAGCACGCCGAUGCUAUUCAGGAGGCCCAGAGCGAGUGGCUCAGCGCUCGAGGACAUGGUCACUCCGGACCCGACCGGUCGCGCGAUGGACGUUAA